Molecule: messenger RNA, 1970 nt
Organism: Cyphomyrmex costatus
Lineage: Eukaryota; Metazoa; Arthropoda; Insecta; Hymenoptera; Formicidae
Product: runt-related transcription factor 1
Exons: 6
Coding region: 1-1491 (496 amino acids)
Biological process (GO): regulation of DNA-templated transcription
Cellular component (GO): nucleus
Molecular function (GO): ATP binding; RNA polymerase II cis-regulatory region sequence-specific DNA binding; DNA-binding transcription factor activity, RNA polymerase II-specific
Source: RefSeq, a predicted model, not a curated record
AUGGAUAUAUUCGGCCGUUGCAACGGCGGCGGCAGCGGAAGCACGGUAGCCGGAAACGGUGCUGGCUCAGUAAGGACGUCCAGUAACGAAUCCGUGGGUGGUGGCGGCACGUCGAGCGGUACCAGCGAGAGCGGCAGUAGUGCAAGCGGCAGGAUGCAGUUGACAGGAGCGUCGGCUCCUGGCGCGGCCGCCUCGCCGGAGUCGGGCGUCUCUCCGUUGACUGACGCCUAUACCAAGAUGACCAGUGAUAUCCUCGCUGAGAGAACUCUGGGUGACUUUGUCAGCGAACAUCCCGGCGAGCUAGUUAGAACAGGCUCGCCGCAUUUGGUCUGUACCGUUCUGCCCGCACACUGGAGGUCCAAUAAAACUCUUCCGGUGGCUUUCAAGGUCGUAGCUCUCGGCGAGGUAGGCGACGGUACUUUGGUAACUGUUCGCGCUGGCAAUGAUGAGAAUUGCUGCGCCGAGCUUAGAAAUUCGACGGCUCUGAUGAAGAAUCAAGUCGCCAAGUUUAACGACUUGAGGUUCGUCGGCAGAAGUGGAAGAGGCAAGAGUUUCACCUUAACGAUAACGGUGUCGACGACGCCGCCUCAAGUCGCCACUUACACCAAGGCGAUUAAGGUGACAGUAGAUGGGCCGCGCGAGCCGCGAUCCAAGACCAGUGAGUAUCACUGGCAGCAACAACAGUUUCAUGCCUUUGCAUUCGCCUCGCAACGAGGCGGUCCAUUCUUCGCCUCGCCCCUGGUGGAUCCGUUGCAACCUCUGCCAAAUCCGUUGCAACCGUUACCGAAUCCGCUCCAGCCGAGGGAUCCGUUGUCUUCUUUUAGACACGCGAUGCCUGGUAAUUGUCAGAAUAUGUCCCAGUUUGGCCUGACAGCGAGCAAUUCUUGGGGAUACGGUAGCACAGCCGGCUACGCCGGCUACCUUCCGGGUCCCCUUUCGUCGUGCGCUGCACAGGCCUCGUUUCCACCCCCGCCGCCACCCCCUCCGCCACCGCCGCCGACGUCCACGCUGGCGUCUUUCGCCGGUACGGCCUCCAUGACUACGCCGACUGCACCGGACUCGACGGCGGGUUCGACUGUCACAUCCGCCACCGGUAAUACCGGCACCACGUCACAGCAGGACGCUUUUUCCGCGGUCUCCUCUCUCGUACCGGACACCACGACACCAGGUCAGUCCGAUCCGUUGGAUCCAUUGAGCGGCCUCAUGUCCGGUGGCUCUUCCAGCCAGAGAUAUCAAGACUACGUGUCGCCCAGAUCACUGUCCACUGACUCGAGCACAACCGAGAGCCCGGUGCACGAGGAACAGGGCUUUGGACAGAAUUACGGCAACUACUUUCCAACGCCCGGUGUGCUGCCCAGCAUCCUCUACUCUCAGCUCUACGGGAAUCAGUUCCAGAAUCCCGAGAGCGCCGAACAGAGAGCCGUCGCGGAUAGUUGCAGCGUAAGGCAAGAGGAAGUCAGACCGGAUAACAACGUCUGGAGACCAUACUGAGAGGCAGAAGCGAGUGAUUUCUUAUCUAACAAUUCGACUAUCGAGAAAUGUGGUAACUCCUGGAAGACAAGAGGGAAGUAACGCUUAACUGAUCGCUCUUGAGGCUAUCGGCUAUUGUGACAUCGAAUUGUAAUGUGACGUGGUGAUUCUUUGAGAACUAUCCAAGUGUCGAGGACGAUUCUCGAUGGCGAAUUAGCACUAGUGGGCAUUAAAACUUGAUUCGAAAAGAACUCGGGGAACAAGUCCGUUCGUCGAGGUACGUUUCUUCUGGAAAGCUUUGGGAAAUAAAAAAAAAUUGUUUUACCGGUUGUGUGUGUCUCACGCCAAUGAAUUUUAGGGGUGCAAAUGAGCGAAGGGAGAUUUGUAAUUAAGUGAGAACGAAUUGCGUACGAAAGAGCGAGCGCGGGUGUGAAAGUGAUGAUGACGAUUACAAUAAUGAUAUCCGCAAGAUGUAUAUACGUGUACAUAAAGCUAGAACA